Nanorana parkeri is the source of this 1195-nucleotide messenger RNA. It is a transcript of the gene CIMAP2, whose product is annotated as lymphocyte expansion molecule. The record is from RefSeq and is a predicted model, not a curated record. The coding region runs from base 50 to 1195 and encodes 381 amino acids. NCBI's taxonomy places the organism in Eukaryota, Metazoa, Chordata, Amphibia, Anura, Dicroglossidae. The transcript has 9 exons.
UGGGAGCUGGUUGACAGGCGUCUCCGUUGCUAGGGUGACCAGACUCAACAUGACGGGGAAGAAGUACACCGGGGCGCCCUUCGGCUGCCAGAGUGCCAGGUUUGAUGUGUCAGCAGUUCACCCAAUGCAUAAGAAGCCUGGCACCUACACACAGGUAUCAUACUGCAAGAGGGCGACUUCAGAGCAAGGAAGAAGACUGGGACCUGGGACCUAUGAAACUGCCCCAGGAGAUUUCAGUGCCUCUGUCCUGGAGAGAAAAGCGUCAGCCCCUGGAUGGAAAAGAGCACAGGAAACAGAAAAACUGACGGAGAUGCCACAUAUUCUCUACAGGGAGACAUGGGAGAGGAACCGCCUGCUGAAGCAGUACAUGGGUCCUGGGCGCUACAACUUCAAGUCAUUUACUGAUCUAAUGGAAGAGAAGUCAUCCAGUGUGCGAGGACUGUGCAGCACUAGAGAAGUCCGCUUUAAAGAGAACAUGAAGGAUUGUUUCCCUGGACCCGGAAGUUAUGGCAAAGCGGGGAACCCAUACUCUCUGAUAGAAGAAAGGGCCACUAAGUCUGCCUCCUCCAAGGGCAUUAUGGAUAAUGAGGGCAGGAAAUGGGAUUCAGGUUCCAUCGCGGGCUCCGAGCUGGGACCGGGGACAUACAACUUGAAAAAUCCCACCGAUGAAAUUGUGAAACAUGUUGUUGGGAAGCGAGGUCCCUACGACAUGUUUACUGGAUCGAGAUCUCAGCCCAUUUUAUAUGGAUACUUUGCUGCCCCAAAACAUACUCCAUCUGAAUUAGGACAAUACAAAGUAAAAUCAUUCACCGAAGAAUUGAAGAGUGAUCAGAAACUGAAACAUGGAAAGUUCGGGAAGAUUGCUCAGUAUCCGAAAGUUCCAACAGAGAGAAUAUUCUGCAGCUCUCUCACUCACUGGCCACGACCGGUUGAUUCUCCAGGGCCCGGAACAUAUGACACAAAACCACUCUUUGCAUCAGUAAGACAAUCAUCCGCUCCAUUCCUGACCUCAGCAAAAAGAUUCGAGAAAAAAUCAUGCCGAUUACUUUUUGGAAGUUCUAACCCUGUUGGAGUUGGCCGAUAUGAUCUUAACAAACCACCGCGGAACAAAACAGCACCAACGUACCGGACCGCCUUCAUUUCUAAAACAGGGCGUUAUUUGUCUAACCUACCAAGGGACAAAGUAUUGCAGUAA